UCCGUUUCUCGCUGGUUAGGGUUUUUGCUUGGCUUUUGUCGAGUUGAGAGCCAGUCGUGCCGGAGAGUUUCAACUUUUUCGCUCCCAAAAAACUCUCUUUUACCUUCUCAGCGCCGAAACCAGCAGCAACAUCAACCAUGGCUAGCACUAAGGUCCAGAGGAUUAUGACCCAACCCAUCAAUCUGAUUUUCAGGUUUCUUCAAAGUAAAGCUCGCAUUCAAAUUUGGCUUUUUGAGCAGAAAGAUUUGCGAAUUGAAGGGCGUAUAAUUGGGUUUGACGAAUACAUGAACUUGGUUCUGGACGAUGCUGAAGAAGUGAACGUUAAGAAGAAGAGCAGAAAAUCCCUAGGUAGGAUUUUAUUAAAAGGGGACAACAUAACUCUGAUGAUGAACACGGGAAAAUGAUGAGGGAGCAGCACUGUGAAUCACGUUAUGGGGUGUCUAUUUUUGGAGGUCAACCAAAGAGAUGCCUUUGAAACCUAGCCUUUGAUAUAUUUGAUGAUGUUAGCAUCUCGGUAGAAGAAUUAUGUGUUAAAUCAAACUUCUGCUUUUUGUAAACCCUAGUUUGUUUCCUAGUUCAUAAUGCUUAUCUAAUUUCCAGUGGAUACUCCUGCACCUCUUGUUUUUUGUUUUGGUUUUCCCCAGAUGAUGCAAAGGGGAAAUCUCAUCAAGACACUUGGUACUUGCAACAGAUAUUGAAGUUCUGUAAAAAAAAAAAAUUUAAUGUCACUUGGUGUUUGGGUACCGCAUUCAAGCACCAAAAGUCCUUUUAAAA
Molecule: messenger RNA, 774 nt
Organism: Prosopis cineraria
Lineage: Eukaryota; Viridiplantae; Streptophyta; Magnoliopsida; Fabales; Fabaceae
Exons: 6
Coding region: 138-404 (88 amino acids)
Biological process (GO): spliceosomal snRNP assembly; mRNA splicing, via spliceosome
Cellular component (GO): U2 snRNP; U1 snRNP; U5 snRNP
Molecular function (GO): RNA binding
Source: RefSeq, a predicted model, not a curated record